Molecule: messenger RNA, 1243 nt
Organism: Grus americana (Whooping crane)
Lineage: Eukaryota; Metazoa; Chordata; Aves; Gruiformes; Gruidae
Gene: TACSTD2
Product: tumor associated calcium signal transducer 2
Exons: 1
Coding region: 1-924 (307 amino acids)
Cellular component (GO): membrane
Source: RefSeq, a predicted model, not a curated record
AUGGAACCUCUGUUUGGGGUGUUGCUGGGUUUGAUUCUUGCGGUAGCUUCAUCAGCGCAGAACAACUGUACGUGUGUGACCAACAAGUGGACAGUAUGUGCCCAGGACGACUCUGGGAACUGCACCUGCACGCUGGUAGGUUCCAAUCGUGAGGUAGACUGUUCAACGCUGACUUCAAAAUGCUUGCUGAUGAAGGCAGAAAUGAUCUCCCUGAAGGAGAAGCACUUCCAGGGCCAUCCCGAUGGGCUGUUAGACAGUGAUGGCAUUUACAAUCCAGACUGUGAGGACAGUGAGAUCUUCAAAGCCAGGCAGUGCAAUCCAACUGAUACUUGCUGGUGUGUGAACACUGCUGGACUAAGAAGAAGUGAAAAGGGUGACAAAAGCUUGAGUUGCAGUGAACUGGUAAGAACAAGCUUGAUCUACAUUGAACUGAUACACAAAAAAAGGUCCAGUGCCUUUGAUGUGCCUGAUGGAAGAAACGCCCUGAAACACCUGUUUGAGAGCCGAUACAAACUGCACCCUAAGUACAUUGCAGCCAUUAAGUAUGAUUCCCCACUUAUCCAAAUCCGCUUGAACCAGAAUGAGAAAUCCAGAUGUGAUGUAGAUAUAGCUGAUGUAGCCUAUUACUUUGAAAAAGAUAUUAAAGAUGACUCCGUAUUUAAUUCCAACAGUAUGUUAACUGUCAAUGGAGAUGCUCUGGAUAUUGAAAAACUACAGAUUUACUAUGUUGAUGAAAAGCCACCGGAGUUUUGCAUGAAACAACUGGCUGCUAGCAUUAGCGCUGUAGUCACAGUGGUGAUGCUGACUGCUGGCUUUGGCGUCACUGUGCUGGUUAUUCUGAGGUGGCUGCGGACACGAAAAUAUGAGAAAGCUGAGAUUAAAGAAAUGGAGGAAAUAAAAGCACUAAGCUUACAGCUGCCCUGAUGUGGAAAAAAGAAAGGCAGCAACAGGAAGAAAAGAAGGGGGAAAAAAAAAAGCACAAAAGACAAAGAGCAAACACUCAGUGGAUGUGGAUGGAUUUGGAGAGGUUUUUCUCCUUUCUACAGGAAUUUGUACAGUGAUUGUUCUAAAUUAUUCUAGUUUAGUACGAAUGACUUUUUUUGGUUUUGAGUAUAAACUAAUUUACCUAAAUAUUUUAAAUGAGUCCCCAUUUAGAGACUAAGAAAACUGUUAGAGCUAUUUAUUUAGCAUAACAUAGAAUGCUUUCACUAGUACCGCAGGCCUGGUUCAGUUUGCUUAAAUA